Molecule: messenger RNA, 5628 nt
Organism: Danio rerio (zebrafish)
Lineage: Eukaryota; Metazoa; Chordata; Actinopteri; Cypriniformes; Danionidae
Source: RefSeq, a predicted model, not a curated record
AACCCCACGUGUUGUGCUGUUUGACGUGCUUUGCGGAGAGCGAUCCGUGUGAACUGUGCCCUCCUCCCGGGCUCCUCUCUUUCUCAGAUACCGUUUCCUCCGCGCACACCGGGGGGCCGCGCGCAGACACACACACACACACACACGUCACCGCUGUCAGUCCGCCGCCACCGCUCGUCACAUUGCUGGGUUUCAGUUCGGUUGAGAUGCUGCUCAGACCCGCAGCCUCCUCACAGAGAACCGCGUUUUCUCGUCUUUCCUACAGCGACUACUGGUGAAGCCAAACAAGGGAAUGAAUCACGGAAAGCGACAGUUUAAAGGCGGAAAGAAGGAGAAGACGUCGCCAGAAUGACCCCUGUCAAAGAGACGCGUUUUCUGCGCUCGUGAAGCUCAUCCAGCGGAUUCAAAGGGGCGCGCGGGCAGCACAACCAGCCGUCAAUCAUGCCGGUGCGACGGGGUCACGUCGCGCCACAGAACACCUUUCUCGGGAUAAUUAUCCGCAAAUUCGAGGGUCAAAACAAAAGAUUUGUCAUCGCCAACGCACGUGUCCAGAACUGUGCCAUCAUCUACUGCAAUGAUGCCUUCUGUGAGAUGACAGGGUUUUCCCGGCCGGACGUCAUGCAGAAGCCAUGCACCUGUGACUUUCUGCACGGACAGCUGACCAAGCGGCACGCUAUUGCACAGGUAGCGCAGGCUCUCAUGGGCUCGGAGGAGCGUAAAGUGGAGAUCACCUACCACCGCAAGGACGGAUCAGACUUUCUGUGUGCGACACACAUCAUUCCAGUGAAGAACCAGGAGGGUGUUGUUAUGAUGUUCAUCUUGAGCUUCGAUUAUGUGCUGAAGGAGGGCAGCAUGGAUUCAUUAGACCGACUCAACCACACCUCCCCAGCCAGACAAGAACAAAAAAAAGGACGCUUCUUCCGUUUUCGUCUGCCUGCGCCACUAAGCAUGCUGGGAGUCAGCAAGCAAUCGCUCCCUCAGGAAGACCCGGACGAGGUAACCAUCCAUUCGGCUGAUCAAAACGAGAAACACUCUUCCUGCUCGUCCUCUCUUUCUCUGUCCCUUUCUCCACGUGAGCUCCACCCACCCACCGGCGAGAGCUGUAGCCCCUCCUACGGAAACGACACCCGUGCUCUGAUUGGCCAGAGUUAUCUUGGGUCUUGCUCGCCCAUCUCAGGGCCACAGGAUCACUCAUCUCCACGGGGCCCCUGGGAGCGUGUGGACCCUCAGGAGUCACUCGCCACUGCGUCCAGGAGAGCAUCACGGGCCAGUAUGUGCACAUUCAGGAGAGCAUCUUCUACACAAGAUUUAGAAGGACUCAGCACACACACACAGAGGACAUACCGCGACCGCCACGCUAGCGAAGAUAAUGGCCGUAGUAUUAAAGUGUCGCGCUCUUGGAUGGCUGGGGGUCCAUUUAAUCAGAUCAAGUCCAGCCUCCUGGGCUCCACGUCUGACUCAAACCUGACCAAGUACAGCACCAUCAACAAGAUCCCACUCAUCACUCUCAACUUCUCAGAAACCAACCAUGACAAGCGGCCAUCAUCUCCACAUUCCUCCGAGAAAACCAUCAUCGCACCAAAGGUCAAGGAUCGAACACAUAACGUCACAGACAAAGUCACACAGGUGUUGUCGCUAGGCGCCGAUGUGCUUCCCGAGUAUAAACUUCAGACGCCCCGCAUCAACAAGCUGACCAUCUUGCACUACAGCCCCUUUAAGGCGGUCUGGGAUUGGCUGAUCCUGCUGCUGGUCAUCUACACUGCCAUUUUCACUCCCUACAGCGCGGCCUUCCUGCUCAAUGACCCGGAGGAGGAGAAGAGGCGUGAGUGCGGUUAUUCCUGCAGUCCCCUCAAUGUGGUGGACCUCAUAGUGGACAUUAUGUUUAUCGUAGACAUUCUUAUCAAUUUCCGGACUACGUACAUCAACGCCAACGAGGAGGUGGUCAGUCAUCCGGCUAAGAUAGCAGUGCAUUACUUUAAAGGGUGGUUCUUCAUAGACAUGGUUGCUGCCAUACCCUUUGACCUGCUCAUAUUUGAGGGCGGAUCAGAUGAGACCACUACUCUGAUUGGCCUGUUGAAGACUGCUCGACUGCUCCGAUUGGUCCGUGUGGCUCGCAAGCUGGAUCGAUACUCCGAGUAUGGGGCGGCUGUUCUAAUGCUCCUCAUGUGUAUCUUUGCACUGAUUGCCCAUUGGUUGGCUUGCAUAUGGUAUGCGAUCGGCAAUGUGGAGAGGCUCUAUCUGGACCACACCAUUGGCUGGUUGGAUAAUUUGGGCAUAUCCAUCGGCAAGCAGUACAACAUAAGUGAUGAUGCCUCAGGCCCCUCUAUCAGGGACAAGUACGUGACAGCGCUGUAUUUCACAUUCAGCAGUCUGACCAGUGUGGGCUUCGGAAAUGUAUCACCAAAUACAAACUCAGAGAAGAUCUUCUCCAUCUGUGUCAUGCUCAUUGGCUCUCUGAUGUAUGCUAGUAUCUUCGGGAAUGUGUCCGCUAUCAUUCAGCGAUUGUACUCUGGAACAGCUCGGUACCAUCUGCAGAUGCUUCGGGUCAAAGAAUUCAUUCGCUUCCAUCAGAUCCCCAACCCGCUGAGACAAAGACUCGAGGAGUACUUCCAGCACGCUUGGACAUACACCAACGGCAUCGACAUGAACAUGGAGGUAUUGAAGGGUUUUCCAGAGUGCCUGCAGGCUGAUAUCUGUCUCCACCUGAAUAAAACGUUGCUCCAGAGCUGCAAGGCCUUUCGUGGAGCGACCAAAGGUUGCCUUCGGGCACUGGCGAUGCGCUUUAAGACCACCCAUGCCCCACCGGGUGACACUCUGGUGCAUGGUGGGGAUGUUCUCACUGCCCUCUACUUUCUCGCCAGAGGGUCUAUCGAGAUCCUCAGAGAUGACAUUGUGGUGGCCAUCUUGGGUAAGAAUGAUAUUUUUGGAGAGAUGAUUCAUCUCUACGCCAAGCCCGGGAAAGCCAACGCAGAUGUUCGAGCGCUGAGCUACUGCGACCUGCACACCAUCAACAGAGAGGAUCUGCUGGAGGUUCUGGACAUGUAUCCUGAAUUCUCCGACUACUUCCUGUCCAAUCUGGAGCUCACGUUCAACCUGCGGGAUGAAAACAGCAAGGACACCACGGCUCCCCAGAGGACCCUGUACACUGCUGUGAGUGACUCCGACACUGAAGACCCUGAUGUGAGGAAGAGGAGACGCUCCACAGAUUCUCCAAUCAGGCCAAGCCGCUCCGACAGGGAAAGAGUAAGAGAUCGAGAGCUUCACACACUGCCAGGAAAAGAGGAGGAGGAAGAGGAUGAGGAAGAGACAUCAAGGCCUUUGGGUUUGGGUCAAUCUCUUCCUGUCAACCUGAACACCAUGCCUGACCCACACACUAAAGACUGUGUUGAAAACAAUCUGUUUCAGAAAGAUGUGUGUGUUGAAGAAUGGCCUUGUGGGAAUGCAGAUGACUCAGCGAAAUCUCAGGACAGAGAAGGAGGAGACGACUGCGAAAGCGACAUCACGUUCGGCGAAAUGGAGCAACGACUGGAUCUACUGCAGGAAAACCUGAACAGGCUGGAAGCGCAGAUGACUUCAGACAUCCAGGCGGUUUUGCAGCUGCUCCAGAGGCAGAGCGCUCUGGGUCCUCCAGCGUACAGCACUGUAGCCGUCAGCCCAGAGUACCAGAAGCCCAUACAGCCCGUCACUGCCAUACAGACACAGAGUCCUGAUCUAGAGAACGCCAAAGACUCCAGGCCUGCUGUUCCCAUAGAGACGACCUCUGAUGUCACCGCGGCGACUCCACUAGUGACGGACACACAGUGGGAGGCGGAGCUUGGGCUGAAGCCUGCGGAGAACGAGGCGUCUGCGUCACAGCAGCCCAGAGCGCUCCAGAUGUCCAUCAGACAGGCAUCUCUCCCAGAUUCAGCACCCGCUGCAGGCCACACACCCGCUCUCCACAGGCCCUCCUCUGAUCCCGGCCUUCCAGGGCAGUAACAUAUCGUUUCAAUCAUCACUAAAGCAGAAAAAUCCUAGAACAACUCCAAUCCAACAGCAAGAGCAAUGUUUAUUGAUGAGGUCUGAGUAAUAAUAAUAAUGAGUUCUGAUAUUUUGAGCAAGAAAGCCUCAUAGAGGAGUUACUAUGCAUAGACAGUAAACUCAACCUCCACCCUUCUAAGUAACAGCAUCUAAGGCUUGACUCAGGGUAGAGAACGCGAAACUGAAGAGUCAUAUGCAAACAAGCUUCCACGUCCCUUAUAGAUGGACCAUAGGAGUCAAACAAAAGCAGAAUCCAUGCAUUCAUAUGAAUCACUUGUUCAUUUUGUAAAUAUAUAAACGGAAAAGUGUUCAGACAGUAACAUACUGGACACACAACCAUAAAGAUAAUGAAAGAUGCAUGCUGGGGGGAAAAAUGCAGUGUUUGUUUAUUUUUUUGCAUGUUUCUUUAAAAGAAAAAAUAAUCAAGUGACAUGCGCUCGUUUUUUUUUGUCCUUAUAUCAUCUAUUUGAGAUUUCUGUAUGUAUUCGCUUAACUCUGAAUUUCCUGGUAUUCAGGAUGAAUCUUUACUUGAACUGAACUCUGCAAAGCAAAGCGUCAUGGUGAAAACUCAUCUCAGAAGAUCACAUUAUUCCGCCCAUACUAUCAAAUUUCCACAGGAGCGUGCUCCACGGACACAAUGUCCCUUCAGAGCUAACUUCACCCUGUGACAUUGUCAGUAUUGCAAUAUCAUGUCUCAGUAUUGAACGUUGUUGGUCCAAGUGUGUGUCACCAUAUUUUUUGGCCCUCAUUCUGGGUAAUUCAGACCACGGUUGAGUGCUCGGCCACCCCUGACACAUUUUAAACACUUAGGGUGUGUUUGCACUUGGCAGGUUUGGUUCAAUUAAAAUGAGCUCUAGAGCGAUUGCUCUGAUAGUGUGCUUCAGUUGAUUAAGUGUGAACAGUGCCAUCUGAACCCUGAUAUACACCAAAUUAUUUUACCAACAGUCCUGAAUAGAUCAGUCUUGGGCCACUUCCAAACAAACUCUGGAGAGGUUAGUCUGAAAGGGUUGUCACGAUACUGGAAUUCGAUAACUUUUGGUACUGAAAUUUUAAAAAACAAACAUUUUAUUUGCCAUUGUGUUCAGAUGCUCAACCGAAUUGACUGUGAUCGGCCGUGAAGGUCAUCGUUUUAAAGUCAUGUCGAUCAGCUGGUUUGUCUAGAAGCUGACAUACGAGCAAUCGCUGAUGAAUCACGGCUUUAAAACGCUCCAGUGUCCCUGUAUCUGUGGUUACACUCAGUAAACAGUCAUGAGUUUGGUGAACAAAUGACCUUUAUGGCCAAUCACAGUCAUUUCUGUUGAGCAUGUGAACACAAUGGCAAAUCAGCAGUGUUUAUGAAUGUGCUCAACAUCGCACUUAAAUGUUCACGGGAAAAGGACGUUUUUAAAAUACGAUUGGUAUCGAAUUACAAUAUCUCUGACAAUCCUAGUCUGAAAUAAGAACGAGAAACAGAUCAAAGGCAUCUAUAGGACACACCAAGCUGACGGUUGGCCAUUGGGCAGGUUUUGGGUUAUCAUUUUUUUGAGUGUACUGUACGUCUCGUCAGGCUUACGUCAGGGAAAGUUUGUCUGAUCCAGCAUGUAGAAUCAGCAAUCUGAUUGGCUGUUCAGC